Molecule: messenger RNA, 3957 nt
Organism: Penicillium verrucosum
Lineage: Eukaryota; Fungi; Ascomycota; Eurotiomycetes; Eurotiales; Aspergillaceae
Product: GTPase-activating protein BEM3
Exons: 4
Coding region: 1-3957 (1318 amino acids)
Biological process (GO): regulation of GTPase activity; signal transduction
Cellular component (GO): cytoplasm
Source: RefSeq, a predicted model, not a curated record
AUGUCGCAAGUUCCGCGAGGGAAUAAUGAAAGCUCGCCAACCUCCUCUAAGAAUCAGUCCGGAUAUCCAGCCAAUAACGGCCUCAUACCGCGAGAUUAUUUAGCUCGAUCCGAUCAACGCCCCGGACCUGCUCCUGGUUCUCGACAUAUCACACCUUCCCCGUUGCAUACAAGUUCCCUGCCUCACUCGUACUGUGUCGACGGCUCCGAAUCAUCCCAGAGCCCCCUAUCUCCGAAAUCCGGCCACCCUCCUUCCUUCCAGAAUCGGCCGCCAAUCACUCGUGUGGCCAAUGCACCAUACUCUGCGCCACCCUUCAGCACUGGUCAGAGUCUGUCGCAAUCACCAGAAAUGGAAGGAACAGAAUCGGUGAAUUCUAGCAGAAGGCCUGGCGAGAGUAAUAUGCCCAAAUCUUCCCGUGCGCCAGAGCCCGAUCGAUCUGCUUCUUCCUCGGUCAGCUCUAUACAUUCGAUGCCGGGAGAUCGCGCACCCAAUCGUGCCAUGCCUCGCACCUCGUCGAUUGACUCUGCUAUUUCAUCCCUGUCCUCCAACUCUCAAAGGUCGGCUUUUGAUGUCAAUGCCCUGAGUACAGCCGACAUUAAUAAUCUCAUCAAUGCGGCUGGAUCUGCCGAGGCUGUGAUUAUGCACCUCCUGAAAGAGAAACACCAAGCGGCCUCUCAGAACGCGCAACUUUGGAAAUUGGUUGACAAACAAAGGACUUUAAUCCUCGGCCUUAACAAGGAUCUAGAGCGUGCUUUCCAAGAGAAGGAUAAAUAUCGCAAGAAGCUCAAAGAUAUACAAGACGCUCCGCCAUUGCCCGUUGCUGCGCCCUUAGCCACUGUGGCCGUACCGAGCAGCGACAGCGAGAAUGCGUCGCGCAAACCUGACCAACCAUCGAUUGUCCCACCACCUGAAGCCUCUCGGCGGGGCUUCGAAAACACCACAAGCCCAGUCUCUGCCGCAAAUCUCCCUUCCCCAGUAGGAGAUGGAAUGAGCAGGUUUCCGCACCCAAAUCGCAAACCACCACCUGCGCCUCUGAAUCUACGACAAGCAGACAAUUCAAGGGAAUCUUUAGCUUCCGAUUCCGAUUCCGGUUCCGAUUACGGUGACGCCCAGGAUAUAGACGGGAUUCCAAGUGGGGGCCGUGGGCGGAGAAAGACGAGAGAGCAGGACGACAAGGACCGCGAAGCUGCGCUGCAGAAGGAUAUGGUUGAGUCUAACGGUUCUAUGGGACUGUCUCAGACAGCGUCCUCUCACAGCUCCCGGGAUACGGCAACGUGUAGCCUGGAAACGGUCCCCAGGGAGAUUUCUACGAGAUCACCGCCAGAUGUGGGGGAUUCUAAUUCACUGGGGUCGCUUUUGGGCUCUCGGUCGCCCCCCGCUUCGUCAUUUAAUGGGCGCUCUAUUGCUGCCAUGCCCAUGAGCCCUGGACUGCCUUUGAGCCCGAGACCAGAAGAUCGACCCAUUAAUUCGCCCAUGCCUCGCAUGCCACGAGACAUGUCCACUUCCACGGCGGCCGGGUAUCAGGCUCCAGGAUUGCCGCUCUCGCCAAGAAUGGCAAACCACCCCACGGGCUUUGCUCCCAUCCCUUCUGGACGUCCUAUCCCAUCGAUCGAUCCCACAGUCAUGAUUGAUAGCCCGAGAUCUACAAAUUUCCCCGACAAUCAAAUUUACCGAGGAUUGAUGUCUGAUGAAUAUCAAGGCCUGCUUUUGCCUCCCAACGCCCUUCCUCUGGUUCAAGUCAGAGUAUCUUCGUCGCGCCUUCGCCCUUCCCGGAACAGCUAUAUGGUGUCCAGGCCCCUGGAUGAGGAGCCUGUUUUUACUCUCAGUGUGAUCCUGCGCUCAGAAAUGUCAGAGCUAUGGCGAGUUGAAAAGGUCAUUGGUGCUUUGCCACAGCUGGAUCAGAAAGUCCGACAAUCUUCUCAGUUCCCCGGAAAGCUACCGGAUAGAAGUAUUUUCAGCGGACACUCCCCUGCUAAGGUUGACGUGAGACGCGCCGCACUGAAUGCGUACUUCGACAAACUUUUGGACACUCCAAUGGACGAGAAUGCCGCACUAGCUAUCUGCCAAUUUUUGACAAGUGAUGCCAUUGAGCCUCGAGACGACGAGACAAGCCUGCUGAAGGGUCUCGCCCAGACAAGACCCGAUAUGCCACGUGGACCAGACGGAAAGCCUCAAAAGGAAGGUUAUUUGACCAAACGAGGUAAGAACUUUGGUGGUUGGAAAGCCAGAUAUUUUGUUCUCGAUGGGCCCGAACUGAGAUACUACGAAUCUCCCGGUGGUCCGCAUAUGGGUACUAUCAAACUUCAUCAUGCCCAGAUCGGCAAGCAAUCGCCAAAAGCCACCGAUAAUGCUUCACCUCAUGGGGCCGAGGAAGACUCUGACAACCAGUAUCGCCAUGCGUUUUGCGACGAGGAGCGUGAUACAUGGGUCGAUGCUCUCAUGGAAUAUGUUGAGAAUGCUUCUUCCGACAAUGAGGGACGUGGCAGCGUAUCUUCUAAAAGUCAGCCGCAGUCUCAAGAUGAAUCAUUACAGCAAAAGCAACUACUCUCCGGAGCCGAGGCCAAAUCUAAAAUGUUCAACGGAAACAAGAGAUCCGGCCGAGGAGUUGAUAGUCCCGACCAGGAUCUCGGAGGCUCUGUGCAGGGUUUCAGCUUUGAAGACGCAGUGCAAGCUGAUCCUCCGACUAUUGGUUCCACUAUCGAGCAAGCUCCUCGAUCCCCACGACUCCCGUCGGCUUUGUCGACAGAGUUCAGGGACAUGACCAUGUCUUCUCCCGAUCAGACAAUGCAGUCUCCCAGACUGAUAUCUAGGCCCACCAACGGCACAGUCAUCCAAGAUGUGGAAGCCUGGGGCAACAAAGCAAAGACAUCGACGAAAGAAAAGAAACGCAGUAUUUGGGGGUUCCGCACCAGGUCCUCUUUCGAUCUUGCCGCCCAGGCCAGCGGCGAUAUAUCAGUAGCAAGCAACAAUGUUGAGCGGACAGGUCCUGUUAGACCUGUGUUCGGUAUACCCUUGGCAGAGGCCGUACAAGAUUGUGGACCGCCAGGCAUUGAUGUGGAGCUGCCGGCAGUGGUUUACCGCUGCAUUGAAUAUCUCCAUGCUAAGGAAGCAGCCUUGGAGGAAGGAAUCUUCCGUCUAAGUGGUUCCAAUGUGGUGAUCAAAGCUUUGAAAGAACGUUUCAAUACUGAAGGUGAUGUUGACUUCGUGUCUGGAGAUCAAUAUUACGACAUUCAUGCUGUGGCUUCUCUCUUCAAGCAAUACCUUCGAGAGCUCCCGACGACGGUUUUAACCCGAGAACUUCAUUUGGACUUCCUUCGCGUUCUUGAACUUGACGAUCGCCAAAAGAAGGUCGCUGCCUUCAACUCUCUAGUGCAUAGAUUGCCUAGACCCAACCUUGCGUUGCUCCGGGCUCUAUCGCAGUUCUUGAUCGAGAUUGUGAACAAUUCCGAUGUGAACAAGAUGACGGUCAGGAACGUGGGCAUUGUCUUUGCCCCAACUCUCAAUAUUCCAGCGCCAGUCUUUUCGAUGUUCCUCACGGACUACGACAGUAUCUUUGGGGAUACUGAUUCGAGCUUUGCCAAGCCGGCUACGGAACUGACAGUUGAAAACACACUGUCGGCCGAUGAUAUUCGUUCCCCACGUCAUCAAAUGUUCUCGGAUCUCCCUACGCCUUCGUAUCAGCAGACUUCGUUCCAACCUAUUAGUAACGUGAACAGUCCUUCCGAUGACCCCAGAACUCACUAUGAUACUGGCUUCACCCCGAUGCAACAUAGCUAUGACCAACCGGCGUCGUCCAAGCAUGAGCAGUACAACCAACCUGCGGGUGCCGGCGAUUCGUAUUCUUCUUUGAAUGGCAUGUUGGGGCCUAGCUCGGAUGACACUCGCACAGCAAAAACGAAGCGACGGGAGAGUUCAAUGCUCUUUAUGGAUGAUCCUUCCAUCUACCAGGGCAAGUGA